This is a messenger RNA of Pestalotiopsis fici W106-1, 1689 nucleotides long. RefSeq lists its product as uncharacterized. Gene Ontology annotation, biological process: carbohydrate metabolic process. The transcript has 4 exons. The record is from RefSeq and is a predicted model, not a curated record. NCBI's taxonomy places the organism in Eukaryota, Fungi, Ascomycota, Sordariomycetes, Amphisphaeriales, Sporocadaceae. Gene Ontology annotation, molecular function: carbohydrate binding; catalytic activity. The coding region runs from base 1 to 1689 and encodes 562 amino acids.
AUGCGUAUAUCUUCGAGUCUGAGCUGCCUCUACGCAGCCGCGACGGUCUCUGCAGCACCUUUUCUCACUCAGCUGGAUAGCUCGACCUGGGUCUUUGGCAACGAUCUAUUCAACGUCACUCAAGGUUCGGUAUACGCAACCGAGGUGCACUAUGGCGGUCAUGAGUUGGUCGGGACUGCUGCUGGGCACUACAUGGGUUACGACGGAGAGAACAACUUUGAAUGGACCUCUGCUGCCAUCGUCUCAGAGGGCGAUGGGUAUAUCGACAUAAGUUUCUCUUCCUCAGCGGGCGAUCUUCACUGGGUCAUAUUCGAUGGCCUCGCGGGAUCGUACCAGUACUUUGUAAAUACCGCCGUGCCGGACUUGAGCAUUCUGAGAACUUUGUGGAGGCUUGACCCAUCCUUGUUCCUCAACGCAAGAACCUACCUGCGAGAUCAGCCGCUGCCGGAUUUCUCGCUGUAUGCGAACGCGACAAAGGUGCAGGAUGAAACAUGGGAACUCAGUGACGGCACAUUCAUCACCAAGUAUGACUUUUCCGACUUUGUGAGAGACCGAGAUUACUACGGCAUCUAUGGCUCAGGUGUAGUUGGCUCGUGGUAUAUAUUUCCAGGAGGUGAUUACCACAACUCGAAUCAGCUUAGUCAGACUUUGACUGUACAUCGAGAGUCCUCUACGGGCGAUUCUGUCCAGCUCAAUGUCUUCCAAGACACUUCCCAUUUCCGAGUUGGCCAAACCACUCCGCAGCCGGUCGGCAAGAUUUGGGGCCCGUGGCUUUGGUAUCUGAAUGAUGGCUCACUGGAAGACGUCGAGAGGCAGCGCCAGGAUGAACUGCAAAGCUGGCCAUACUCGUGGCUCAAUGAUACAGCCUACCAUCGGCGAGGAGAAUUGUCGGGAACUCUCAAGCUUUCCGACGGACGCGCAGCGUCAGGUGCUGCUGUCUAUCUUGGUGACACCAACACUACGGUCAGGCCAUUGAUACAGGGUAGCAACUACUAUUACACCGCAGACGCUGAUGAGAAUGGUCAAUUCUCCUUUUCACAAGUCCGUGCCGGUGAAUAUGGACUGUAUGCAUGGUCAAACGGUGGUGAUAUUGGAGAUGUCUAUUCCAAUUUUACAACCACCAAUGUCGUCGUUUCUGAGGGCGAGGCUACAGAACUGGGUACUCUGAGCUGGGACAUCUCGGGGCUCCAAAGGAUCUUCCAGAUCGGCGACUUUGACAAGAAGGCUCUCGGCUUCAAGAAUGGCGGCCCACCAUACCAACACGGUGUGGCGGAUCAAAGUCCAGCCAACCUGACAUACGACAUAGACGCCUCGGACGUCUCGGACUGGUAUUAUGCCCAAUCACUCAUCGGUACCUGGACCGUUCAAUUCGCCUUGACAGCAGCGGAUGUAGCAAACCAUACCGACCGUGGAGCGCUGCUGAGCGUUUCACUUGCCGGAUACUCGCAGAGUGCCGCACUGAACAUUAGCGUCAACGGGAAUCUUCUAGGGUCGCUGGAUAAGGACAGUCUCGCUUCCGACCCAGCUCUUUAUCGUUCCGGAAAAACGAGCGGCGAGUGGAGGUUCUUUCAGUACGAGAUUGGCCCCGGAAUUCUUGUUGAAGGAACAAACACUAUUGAUUUUACCAUCACGCGGUAUACUCAGUGGAGAGGGUUCAUGUGGGACAGCGUGAUUUUGGAGUGGCUGUAG